Molecule: messenger RNA, 753 nt
Organism: Cryptomeria japonica (Japanese cedar)
Lineage: Eukaryota; Viridiplantae; Streptophyta; Pinopsida; Cupressales; Cupressaceae
Product: NADH dehydrogenase [ubiquinone] iron-sulfur protein 4, mitochondrial
Exons: 5
Coding region: 111-587 (158 amino acids)
Biological process (GO): electron transport chain
Source: RefSeq, a predicted model, not a curated record
UGCGUAUCAGGUUCCUUUAGUAUAUGACGAUCGGCCGUAGGAACCAAGUUUUAGAAACGAUCCCUAAUAAAUUGUUCCCUUGAUUUCCACUUUGUAAGAAAGAGGAAACAAUGGCUGGCAUCAUUCAGAGAAGGUUAUGGCGGUUUGCAUCGAUGAGAUCUGCAAAUCCUUCAUGGAUAACAAGACGGUUUGCCAGCGAUGCGCUGGUCACCGCAGAGGUUAAGCCCGGGGAAAUCGGUGAAGUUGCAGGAAUUCCUCAUGAGCAUUUGAGUCGCAGGGUUAUUAUCUAUUCCCCAGGACGGACACCAACACAGCAAGGGUCUGCAAAAGUAGGAACGUGGAAAAUUGAUUUUAUGUCAACACAAAAGUGGGAGAAUCCUUUGAUGGGGUGGACUUCAACAGGUGAUCCAUAUGCAAAUGUGGGGGAUGCUGGGCUUUACUUUAAAAGCAAAGAAGCUGCUAUAAAUUUUGCUGAGAAACAUGGGUGGGAUUAUAAGAUCAAGGAACCUCACACCCCACUUCUAAGGCCUAAAGCAUAUGCAGAUAAUUUUAAGUGGAAAGGUCCUCCAGCCUGUGAAGAUGCAUGAUAUGACUUUGAGGAACAUCUCAAAUCUCCACAUUGUACAAGGGUGUCAGAAUCUAUUCAUCUUUUGUACAAAAUACAAUUUGGAUUUUCUUAUCAUGGACAUGAUUUCAGUGUGUAGAAACUAUGAUGGUCAAAAUUUGAAAAUAAAAGAUUUUUUAUUUGCUAAA